Messenger RNA from Capronia coronata CBS 617.96, 1683 nucleotides. RefSeq lists its product as uncharacterized. The coding region runs from base 1 to 1683 and encodes 560 amino acids. Lineage: Eukaryota; Fungi; Ascomycota; Eurotiomycetes; Chaetothyriales; Herpotrichiellaceae. The record is from RefSeq and is a predicted model, not a curated record. The transcript has 2 exons.
AUGCCGCCGUUUCCAGGAGAAGAGACGUUGACAACAGUAUAUGCCGACGCUCACACAUACUUCAACGCUCCCACUCCGCGGCCCAUCCUCCAUCGAUUCGACAAGUCCUCUUACUUUUACAUCUACUACAACUCGACCCGCCAGACAAGUCGAGUCGAAGUGGCCCUUCACCCGGGCACUGCCGACCAGGCCGCUUUCAACGGAUACCUGGACAAUGUCAAGAUCAUCAACUCUCACACUUUCCCAACCAGAGUCACGCUUGUGGUGGAUGGCGUCGAUCCGCCCAACGCUUCACCUGCCACUGCUCGAGCAGGGAAAGAUCCAGAUGAAUGGCGUCUAGCCAGCGCAGACCCAAGAGAUCCAGGCACCACCAAAUACCGGAUGCAUACGGUUGACUUCUACUUCUGGGUCCAGGAAGACGCGAGGCUGGUGGUUGACAUCUUCCAAAGGCUGUUAGAGCCGCACCAACUUGAUAUUGACGAGGCACCCGAAACCCACCAGGCGCACGACGUGCUCCACGACUCAGAGCACCAUGACAUGGUCAGCCCUGUUGUCCAAAACUUGGAACAAGUGGCUAUAUCUGAUCCGGCAUAUCACAAGGACAACCGCCAUGGAUCUCCUCCUGACGCUAGGGUCGAGGCUGCUCACGUAGCUUCUCCUCCACCGCCACCUCAAGACUCUGCUCACGCACAAGCAACAAAUCCUCCUUCGCCCGCCCCGGCUCCUUUGAAUGUCGACCGGACCCCAUCAUCAAUGACCGCUCAAGCACCAUCGGCCUCCUCCAGCUAUGCUCCGCUCGCAUACAAUCCAGCCGCUCCGGCCGCACCAGAACCGAUCGCCCAUCGGGAAGACACGCCGCCGCCAGUGGAUGCUGUCGACGGGACAGGGCUCGCGACGGCAGCAAAGCACGAUAGUACUUACGGCCAUCAUCAAUCGCAUCAGCAGGCCUACAGCGCCGCACUUGGACCGCAGCCCAUUUCAACGGGCCAGCAUGGACAUUACGGAUCUCCUCCUCCACCGCCCUCCUUUGGACCACAUGCGGCCACGAUCCCACACCCGGCAUCGGAUUCCCCACACGCAACAUCUUCACCGCAGCCGUCAUUUGGUCCGCAAGCGCCUGGGUCUUCAUAUCCAACUUCACCGAGGACAUCAGUGUCCACCCAUUACGGCAUACCAACAGCAACGAAUGCCACCAGCCCUGACGGCAGCCGACAUCCUUCCGUGGCUCCCCAACCUCAACCCCAACUCCAUCCCGGACACCAGCCGUACCAGCCUACCACUCAAGACCCAAACGCACAUAUCUUCGGCCAAGCUGCACCGGUGCAGACCCCCGGCACGCAAUUCUACUCGUCUCUCAACGGCCAGCCGCAUAAGCCGUUGCAGCACGUCCAGCCUCAGUACCCCGACUACUUGGCCGCAGGACAUCAAGCCGCUCCUCUAGGCGGCUAUUCCGCGUAUCAAUAUGGCCACCCGCAGCCGCAGCCACAGCAAACUACUGCGACGGCCGGUAACCCGUACGACGUCCAUAAUCAAGUCUACCGUCCCACCGAGGAGGAACAUCAUACGCAUCAUCACUCCAAACCUGCGCGGCCGUCGAGUACACAGCAUAAGCCGUCUCAAGCGGAGCGACUGGAAAAGGGGGUGGGCAAGCUGUUCAAGAAGAUCGAAAAGAAGAUUGGAUGA